GAGGAGUAAAUCAGCGCUGGUGAGUCUCUGACGCGGAAGAAGUGGCCCCGUGAGAAGGAGGAAGAAGAAGGAACUCCCUCCGGUUUCUCUUCACACUUGUUGAAUAAUAUUUGGUCUCCGUCGCUGCGGCGGCUGUUCGGACGCUCCAUCUCCCGGUUCCUCGCGUCUUUCUACCGCCUAUGAGCGCUUUGACCCCCCUCCACCCCCCCCAAAAACCCCAACAACAUCAAAGAUUUCCUUCCGCCGCACACAACAUCCAGAGAUCGAUAAUUCAUCUCUUAUUCAUUCAGCUUCCGAAACGACGAGCUCCGGUAGGGGGGGCGCACGGAGCACCGAGCACAGCGGUACGCAGCGCCGCGGGGUGGCACCGCUGUCUCCGGGCGGAGGGACUCUGAUCUCGGCGUGGUGGACGUCGGCGACGUCGAAUGAAAAGGCGGUUUGAAACCCUCGCUGCCUCCCCUGGACCCCCCGCCUCCCCCUUUCUCCCUCUCGCUAGUUUUAAGGAAGGUGGAGCACCCGAUUAAUAUUUCAGGGAGCAGCUCCGGCCCGAGCGAGCGAAGGCCGGGGAGCUCCGGGUCCGCACGCCGACCGCUGAGCCCUCGCCGCCGGGCGCUGCCGAUGGGAUCAGCCGGUGGGGAUGACUCUUAACCGGGGGUCGGAGAACUAAUCUGGUUUGAACCUCCGCUGUGUUUCGAGGACCUGGAAUAUUAGCCUCUGAGGCGCAGGGGAAGCUCCGGGACAAACGCGCCGAGGACGGCGCCCCCUCGCCGGGCUGCUGCGCCGCCGUGUCCGGCCCCGUGGGAGAUGUCGCGCUGCCGGAAUAUUUACUAAAGAUUCAGUUUUUUCUUCUUCUUCUUCUGCACCACAACUGAAACCAAAAUCUCUUUGGGGGAGUUUGAGUGAGUGAGAGAGACAUGGCGGAUUCCGCCAGGAACCGACCACCGGACCGGGACGCCGAGGACUGCCGGACAGCGAGCCCCUUGUCCGGGAAGAAGAAGGCGCAGCAGUCCCCCGGUAUCCGGACCAAGUACCAGAGCUCCGCACCGGGCCACUGCCUGAAGAGGGUGACCCUAACCAAGCCCACCUUCUGCCAUAACUGCAGCGACUUCAUCUGGGGGCUCGUGGGCUUCCUGUGUGAAGUGUGUAACUUCAUGUGUCACGAGAAAUGCCUGAAGACGCUGCGUUGGGCCUGUUCCUGCAUGACCCCGUCUUUGGUCAGGGUUCCCGUGGCUCACUGCUUCGGACCCUCCGGCCAAAAGAAACGUUUCUGCAGCGUCUGCAGGAAAUUGACGGAAGGGAACGGGGCGCUGCGCUGCGAAGUGUGUGAGCUGCAUGUCCACGCUGACUGUGCCAUCUUCAGCUGUGCGGACUGUCGCAGUUCCCACCUGGACGAGACUCUGGAGCAGGAUACCUUUCACCACCACUGGAGGGAGGGCAACCUGGCCUCGGCGGCGAGGUGUGACGUGUGUCGGCGUUCCUGCGGCUCGUCUGACGUCCUAUCGGGGAUGAGGUGCGAGUGGUGCGGCGUCACGAGCCACGCGUCGUGUUACCUUGGCGUACCACCAGAGUGCACUCUGGGACGUCUGCGCUGCAUGACGCUGCAUCCGGACCGGGUCCGCCUCCACUUCAGGAACUUCAGCAAAAUGCACUGCUACCGCAUCGCGGAGAGCUGCAGCCAGGAGCUGGAUAACUCAGACGAUGUGGAUCAGAAUGCUGCUGCAUCUAAAGAGGGUCCAGAGACAGCAACAAGUAAACAGCUCAAGGUGUUUGAUGGCGAUGAUGCCAUGAAGCGCGGCUGCUUCCGAUUGGUUUCCAUCAUGAGAGCCAUAAAGAACGAGGAAGUGGUGGAGGCGGCACUGAGGGCCUUCUACCUCCCCGAUGACCCUCAGGACUUUGAGUUGAAAGAGGUCAGCUACACGCAUCGUCUCCAUAGCGACGACAUCCUCAACCGCAACGGCGGUACCGACAACCGGGGGGGCUCCCUGAAGGACGGAGGCGACGCCUGGCUGCUGAGGGCAAAACCCCGGGACCCCGAGGUCAUCAAGGUGUACAUGGCCCGGCCCAGGUCGGGGGCCGCAGUCGUUUCCGUCUCUGUCUCUAAAGAAAGCACGGCAGCUUCUGUCCUCUCUGAGGUCCUCAGUCUGCUCCAGAGACAGGAGGAAGACGCCUCCAGCUUCAGCUUGAUGGAGGUCUACAUGAGCAGCAAGCAAGUUCAAAGACAGACGCUGACUCCUCAGGAGAAGAUUCAGGACAAACUGCAGGAGAUCAGAAAGGUGUCCCUGCGUCAGAUGAACCAGACCCGUUUCUACCUGGUGGAGGACAGGAAGUCGGCGGUGCAGGUCAGCCUCCUGAUUGGAGGCCUGACCCCGCAGCUGAACAGAGAUGAGUAUGUCCAGCUGAUCCAGGAACAGCUGACCAUGAAGAGUCAUCUGGUCACCCUGAGCCACGUCUACCCCAGUCAAGGUGCGGUGGCGCUGCAGGUCUCGUGUUUCUCUGAAGCGGAGAGGAUCUACAUGUUGGCUAAAGACACCAGCGUGAACAACAAGGCGCUCACGUCGCUUGUCAUUGCAGAGAUUGAGCACGGCGCGCCGAGAGAGGAUGUCUGUCCCCUGCUGGUGUUCGUCAACCCAAAGAGCGGCGGCAUGAAGGGCCGAGAGCUCCUCUACGGCUUCAGGAAGUUGCUCAACCCUCAUCAGGUCUUUGACAUUUCCAACGGAGGACCGCUGGCCGGUCUCCACACCUUCCGGGAGGUUCCCAAGUUCCGGGUGUUGGUCUGUGGGGGGGACGGGACCACCGGCUGGGUGCUGGGGGUGUUGGAGGCCAUCCGGCACAAGCUAGUGUGUCGGGAGCCGCCCAUCGGCAUUGUACCGCUGGGAACAGGGAACGACUUGGCCCGAGUCCUGCGAUGGGGAGCCGGCUACGGCGGCGAGGACCCCCACCACAUCCUGGUCUCUGUGGACGAGGCCGACGAGGUCCUGAUGGACCGGUGGACCAUCUUGUUGGACGCCCAGGACAUCUCCGAAGACGGCAAGGAAAACGGCUUCCUGGAGCCCCCUAAGAUCGUGCAGAUGAACAACUACUUCGGCCUGGGCAUCGACGCAGACGUCAGCCUCGACUUCCACCAGGCCCGCGAGGACGAGCCGGAUAAGUUCACCAGCAGGUUCCAUAACAAAGGGGUGUACGUUAAGGUCGGACUGCAGAAGAUCAGCGCCACCAGGAGCCUCCACAAAGAACUGCGGCUGCAGGUGGACGGUCGGGACGUCCCGUUGCCUCACAUCGAGGGUCUGAUCUUCCUCAACAUCCCUAGUUGGGGCUCCGGUGCCGACCUGUGGGGGUCAGAGGUCGACGUCCGCCACGGGAAGCCGAGGAUCGACGACGGCAUGCUAGAAGUGGUCGGCGUCACCGGCGUCGUCCACAUGGGCCAGGUUCAGAGCGGUCUGCGCUCGGGGAUUCGAAUUGCUCAAGGGACUUACAUCCGGCUGACCGUGAACAAACCCAUACCUGUGCAGGUGGACGGGGAGCCGUGGAUCCAGUCGCCGGGACACAUCAUCAUCUCCGCUGCUGGACCAAAGGUCCGGAUGCUGAAGAAGUCCAAGCAGAAGCAGAAGAAGUCCUCGGCUGGCUCGAAGGACAAGCGCUCUGAGAGUCCGUCCUCCAAGGAAGGAGGACACUGACCUGCCUGAGAUUUAUCUCCCUGCGUCCUGCUGCCAGAUGAGGGCGGGGGCUUUUUUCCGGCGGCAGGCUGUGAGCUCACUCGUGUUGCCUCGAUAGCGACGCAGAUGAGAUGCAGGUCAAUCCGGAGAGGGGAGCAGGUUCAAUGUUUACUGCCUGCACGCGCCGGGAGGAGGUCCUGGAUCGCCUCAAUUUCCAUCCACUUGGGAUCACAUUUUCAUCCUGCUGACCAGGCAUUUAUCACUUAAAGAGUUCACACGGUUAAUAUUCAGCAGCUGAACGUUUUUAAAAAACGGAAGAGUAACAAGUAAUUGUCGGAUUUGAAAUAGGAAUUCUGCAUAGAUGAAGAAAGAGUUGACAAUUUCUCAGUGUGGAUAAGCUUCAGUUUCAACAUAGAAUCUAUGACAGUAGAUUCUGUCCAGAACUGUAUUUCUACAGUAAGUAGCAGUGUCAGUUGAUUAAUUGUAAUAAUUUUAGUUGUGGAAAAUAUUGUGCAGCUAUAAAGUGUUCAUAACCUCAGUCACGUUGUCAUAAGCGGAUAUGAAGAAACAGCAGAACUCCUGACGACAGGCAGUUUCUUUAAGAAGCUGCAACCACAUCGUGUUUAUCUAAACCACAGAUCUUCAUGCAGGCUAAUUAAUAAUACAUCCUCUUCUGGGAGAUUUGUCUGUAAAAUUCAUGCUGCAAAAAUCCAAUGAGCGCGUAACAUCUCUGAAAUACCAUUGGUGUCAAGGAACUUGAAACAAACACAUAAAAGUCAGAUCAGUCUGAGUUGAGGUAAAAAAUGUAAAUGUAGAGAUAAGCUGUUGGUUUCCCAGCAGAUGAAAAGUGGGACCCUUUUAUUUUGGCAGCAACACCAACUGUAAAUAUGUGACGGGAGUCACAUAUUUACAUAUCUAUGCCAGUAGUUUGUUUUGCUACUAAUUAUAAACUCAUUAAGAUAACAAUUUUGCACAAGAUUAAAAACCAUCUUUUGUGACACAACAACUUAUGACCAGACUGUGUCUUUUUAGCAUAUUAGAUUUAGGUUAAAAGAAUUUUAGAUAAUGCCUUUUAUGAAAAGAUAUAAAAAUGGCAAUGUAAAAAAAAGAGAGCUGUAGUAGUGAUCAUAUCAAAAGUGACCAAGUUAGCAGCCAUAUUUGAACAACUUUGACUUGACUUGAAAUCCUGACACAUAAUUCAAGUUAUAAGUUACAAAAGAUUUGCUUUUACCGUUACUUUGUAACUGGCUGACAUUUUAUGGAAUUAGGCUCCAGAACAGUCGACUCUUGGUCCGAAUCUCUGAUGAAAACAUAACAAAAACUACAGCAACAGACAUUGUUGCUAUGCUGGUAGCUGCUCCUGUUAUACCUGGUUUUAGUUAAUGCUAACAUGCUCAGCUCUGACGAAUGACUGAAUGUUUUCUUUUUCCUGUAUUCUCUGGAAGUAGCUGGAUAGUGGAGUCUUAUUAAGCUGAGUUUAGUUGAGCGGUGCAAAUAGAUUAAGAGAAAGUGUGUGUUAGAAGUUGUGCCAAUGUGGUUGAAACUAUCCAUUUGCUAAAAAAGAGUUGAUAACUUGAUUACCGCUCCAUUAAUAGCUUAUUAGAUGCUUUGCGUUUUCUUGAAAGUUGGCUGUCUUGCUAGUGUGUCAAAACAAAACUAAAGAUUAUAUUACAGGUAGGUCAUAAACAGGUCAUAAACUAGCUAUGUUACUAGCGUAGCUGCUAGUUGCCAUGCUAACAAUAUUGAAAUGAAAUUUGUUUUAUGGGAUUAUAAAAAAAUCAAAGGUAUAUAUUAUGAAGAUGUGGGUAUGAAGUGUGCCAAUGUGGUCACAGGUAGAUCAAGCCAAUAACUAGCGGGUUAUCUGCAUUCCUAGCUAAGCUAAACUUGAAACAUCUCUUAACUUUGCAAGCUAUUAGGAUAAUUCGCUAGCAGGAUAGCUAGUGUGGUAUUGCCUUAACAAACCUUAAUAGGGUUAAUUUCUAAACAAUAGGAACACGUCAUGACUGAAGAUAGCAUCCAAAACAGCUUAGCUUAGCAAGAUGCUUGCUAAGUUAGCGUGCCAAAAUAGAAUUAAAAGUGAUAUUCACAGUUUUAGAUGGUAAAAUCUAAUGUUUCAAAUGUGGGCCCUCUGAAAUUACAGAUCAAACUAGAUCUAAAAUACUAGCUACAUUACUAGCUAAACUAAACAUAUUAGUAUUUUUGCAAGCUAACGUUAGUUUGCUUGUUUGCUGGCAAGCUUCUUAGCGGGCUAGUUUGCCAAAACACUUUAAUGUAAAUCUUUUUGGGUCAAUGGAUUAAGUAAUUCCCGGUAAUUUAAUUGUUAGAAAUUUGAUGGUAAGUUUGCUCAAUUUAGGAAUGAUUUAUCAAUACUUUUUAGCCGGUUUCAGUAUUUCAGUAUUCAACAACCAGAUCUACAAUAAUUGCCAUAUUUAAUAGACACAACUGUAACUUGUUUACUGCCACAAAAAAACUUGUCAAAGACGAGGUUCAGCUGGAAGCUUAACCAGAGGAGGAUUCAAAGAAAUUAAAACUUCGUCCACAUUCCCAGAGACGCAGAACGUAAAGAAACAUUUAAAGAUAUUAUGCUCUUUAUGUAGCAAAACAGCAUUUGAUUGCUGUACUUUUGGUUGUAAUAUGUACGUUGUUUUUUUUUACUGAGUUGAUUUUGAUGUUAUUUGGUGCUAAAAUAACAUGUUGAAAUUCUGUGUUUGACUUCAGAUUGGAGGAUCUUGUUUUUCUUCAAAGCCUCAAACCAAAUUCACCUCAUCAUUCAGAAUGUUGCGCAUUUAAACUGUUUCCUCUGCGUAGUGACCACAUUUAAAGACUUUAAUUAAGAUCACCCUGAGGGUUUCUGGCUUUGAAUGAAAGAGGAUCAGAUACAUCUGCAUUAUGUAUCCGUCAGUUAAAACUGAGCUCCUCAGUGUGAGUAGAACUAUAUACACCGUCACAGUGUUUUAUUACAUGUAUGAAGUACUGUAGUUCUGAGUGUUGUGUAUUUACAGCCUGUUAUCUCCUCUUUGGUCACUGUCGCUGUUAAAGUCAGCUGCUAGUUUUACAUGUUUGAAGCGGUUAAUACUAUGUGAUCCUGCUCAUCAUCUUCCGAAUUAUCCUUCAUUGUUUAAUGACCUCUUGCGGUGAUGUCAUUCAUUUUACUGUAGAUAGAAAAAAAUACUUGCAGAUUCUUGAAACAUUUCAAUUUUUGUAUAUGAUUUGAGGUAAUUGUUGGAUCCAAAAUUCUUCCUGUCCUUAGUUGCUCUUAGUUGUUUAAAAAAAAAGUGAAACAGAGAUGACAAACACAAAAACGAUUUGAACAUUCAGCUCUUUUAGUAAUCUCAAAUAUUGACGUUGGCUGUAAAUCUGUCCUUAAAUGCAUCAAUUUAAUUUCCUAAAAGUGCUUUAAAGUCAUGAAAGAUAUAAAAAUAACAUCUUUCAGGACUUUUGGAGAGGUUUAUCUUAUCAUUGCAACAUGGUGGCUGCAUCAUUCUGUCACAUGGAGAUAUUCUGAAUCACAUCAGCCUCCAUUUGCUUUGACGUUUAGUCUCUAGAAUUUUAAAGAAGGUGCAGCAGAAUAUCGAAGCUCUCUGAACAGAUAUUUUCUUGUUUAUCCAAAUCAGUAAAUUUGGUGGACUGUAAAUGAACUACUACUUCUCUGUUGAUCAAUGUAAAAACAUGUGCAUUUUUACUCCGGCUUCUUUGCGUCAAGAUAUCCGUCAUUAAGACGCCCCCCUCAUAGCAGACCAGGUGGAGGUCUCUACUGCGGGUGGUUGGUUCAGAAAGUGGUCUGUUGUGAAGGUGGAGGCUUCUUCUACAGGCCGAUGUUUGCCCUCCAGGUGCAUGUUUGUCCUUCAGGUUGAGGAGGUCUUUCUUGAAGGUGGAGGUUUAUCCUUAAGGUGGAAGUUUAUCCCGUGGGUAUGUUUGUCCUUCAGAUGGAUGUUAGUCCUUCAGGUGGAUGUUUGUCCUUAAGGUAGAGGUUUAUCCUGUGGAUAGAUAUUUGUCCUUCAGCUGGAUGUUUAUCCUUAAGGUGGAGGUUUAUCUAGUGGGUAGAUGUUUCUCCUUAAGGUGGAGAUUUAUCCUGUGGGUAAAUGUUUGUCCUUCAGGUGGAUGUUUUUUCAGGUGGUUAGUCCUUCAGGUGGAGGUUUAUCCUGCGUGUAGAUAUUGGUCCUUUGGAAGUCUGUCUUGCAGGUGAAGGUUUGCGUAGUGCCUCAUCAACACCGUCCGUGCUCUGAUGUUUUUUGCGUGUUCCAGGUUUCCGCUUUAUUAAAGGUUUUCUUAAAAAAUCAAAUGUAUACUUUUGUUUUUCUUUGUUUCAACUGUAAAAUUGCACUAACUGUUAAAUUGAUGCUCUUCGAUGAGGUUAUCCUGAAUGUUGUAACGACUAAAGAUGACUAUCUAGUACAAAUCUCUUACUAAUAUAUGUACAUAUGUGUUUAAAUAACUGACGUGUUCAUUCAGAAUAAACUAAUGAAGAAAGA
Messenger RNA from Gasterosteus aculeatus aculeatus (three-spined stickleback), 8125 nucleotides. It is a transcript of the gene dgkq, whose product is annotated as diacylglycerol kinase theta. The record is from RefSeq and is a predicted model, not a curated record. Gene Ontology annotation, cellular component: membrane. Gene Ontology annotation, molecular function: ATP-dependent diacylglycerol kinase activity. Gene Ontology annotation, biological process: phospholipase C-activating G protein-coupled receptor signaling pathway. Lineage: Eukaryota; Metazoa; Chordata; Actinopteri; Perciformes; Gasterosteidae.